AUGGAAGAGGAAGUGAUGAAUAUCGGUGAAGAAGUGACUGGGUCUAGCUUGACAAUGGAAAAAGUCGCCGCUGCAAAACAGUACAUCGAAAAUCACUACAAGAAUCAGAUGAAAAGCAUCCAAGAGCGCAAGGAGAGGCGAUGGAUUCUAGAACGAAAAUUAGCAUCUUCGGAUGUUCCCAAAGAGGAACAGAUCAAUCUAAUCAAGGAUUUGGAGCGAAAAGAGACAGAGUUUAUGCGAUUAAGGAGGAACAAGAUAUGUGUAGAUGAUUUUGAGCUUUUAACCAUUAUUGGGAGAGGAGCCUUUGGUGAGGUCCGAUUAUGUCGAGAAAAAAAAACAGGGAAUAUCUAUGCCAUGAAGAAAUUGAAGAAAUCUGAAAUGCUUUCAAGAGGCCAGGUGGAACAUGUUAGAGCAGAGAGGAACUUACUUGCAGAAGUGGCUAGCCACUGCAUUGUAAAACUGUACUACUCUUUUCAAGAUACUGAAUAUUUGUAUCUUAUUAUGGAAUAUCUCCCUGGUGGUGAUGUGAUGACCCUGCUGAUGAGAGAAGACACACUGUCUGAAAGUGUUGCUAAAUUUUACAUUGCUCAAAGUAUCCUGGCCAUUGAGUCCAUUCAUAAACAUAAUUAUAUUCACAGGGAUAUCAAACCAGACAACCUUCUUCUCGACAUAAAUGGUCACAUGAAGCUUUCAGAUUUCGGUCUUUGCAAGCCUCUUGAUUGUAGAACUUUAUCUACUGUAAAUGAAAACGAGGCCUUGAGUGAUGAGAAUACAAGGGAACCGAUGGACAUUGAUGGCCGCUUUCCAGAUGCUGCCAAUAGUAGUCACUGGAGAAGCCCUCAAGAACAGCUUCAGCAUUGGCAGAUGAAUAGGAGAAAGUUGGCAUUUUCAACUGUUGGUACGCCAGACUAUAUUGCACCUGAAGUGCUAUUGAAGAAAGGAUAUGGCAUGGAGUGUGACUGGUGGUCGCUGGGUGCAAUUAUGUAUGAAAUGCUUAUUGGCUACCCCCCAUUCUAUUCCGAUGAUCCAAUGACCACUUGCAGGAAGGCGCUAAAUUAUCCACUCCCCCUUUAUGUCUGGUGGAAGAAGCUUGGUACUGGAGGAGCAGACCAAAUCAAGGCUCAUCCUUGGUUCAAGGAUAUAGUAUGGGAAAAGCUAUAUGAAAUGGAAGCAGCAUUUAAACCAGAGGUUAAUGGGGAGCUGGAUACCCAAAAUUUUAUGAAGUUUGAUGAAAUGAAUCCUCCAACUGCAGCAAGAUCUGGCUCAGGACCCUCACGAAAGGUACACCUAAAUCCCAAGGAUUUAAGUUUUGUGGGCUAUACAUACAAGAACUUUGAUGCUGUCAAGGCACUGCUUAACUCAUCGGAUAGUAGAAGUGCAUCACCCAGUCGGCCAUCAAUUGAUUCCAUAUUUGGUGAUUCCAAGGGGAGCCAAACGAGGAAAGGAACAGCAGAGGAAACAGAUGUACAGAUGAUUGCAGCAACAGAGGAUGCAAUGAUUGAAGAAAAUACUCAAUUUCUGACAAAAAACUCUGGAGAUAGUGAUGAAGCCACUGCUGCUGCUAACCUUCUUGAGAACUUGAGCAUCGAAAGCAAAGAUCAAGAUGAGAAACCAGAUGUCAAAGAGCACUUGCAUCCUCGGAGGGGAUAUAGGACGAAAACGAGCAGAAGGAAAGAUUGGGAGAAAAGAAGUAAUGAGUUCAGUGUUCUCGUCUGA
Molecule: messenger RNA, 1716 nt
Organism: Fraxinus pennsylvanica
Lineage: Eukaryota; Viridiplantae; Streptophyta; Magnoliopsida; Lamiales; Oleaceae
Source: the annotation of a GenBank genome assembly